GAUGCGGAUGCUACCGCAAUAGCUUUCCCUGGAUCGUGAACGUGCUGGAUCAGAACGAGGCUCUCUCUGUCCUGUGCUUCUGGCGUUGCAACCAUGAACGGCGGCAAGCAGGCGCCUCGGAUUCUCGUGUUCGGGGACGUCCUCGGCCGCCUGGAUGCUCUCUUCAAGCGCGUGCAAUCGGUGAACAAGAGCAAUGGCCCAUUCGAUGCUGCUUUGUGCGUGGGACAGUUUUUCCCGGAAGACGAACGGUGGGUGGAAGGAAUGGAAGGGUACUUUACAGGGGAGAAGCCGGUUCCUCUCCCCACUUAUUUCAUCGGGGACUAUGGGGAGGGGGCCAAUUCUCUUCUGGCGCCGGCUAGAAAGACAGCAUUGGACUUGGGCUUCUCCAUGGGCGGUAUCCCUGUCUGUGAUAACUUGUUCUACUUGAAAGGCAGCGGCAUUCUUAAUUUGAAAGGACUUAGAAUAGCGUACUUGUCAGGGAGGUACAUACCCGAUGUGUACCAGAAUGCAAGAGGGGCUGAAGCAUCAGGAGGUCACUUUGAGGACGACGUGGAUGCACUGCGUGCCAUUGCAGACGACAAAGAAAUAACUGAUAUAUUUCUUUCUAAUGAGUGGCCUCUAGGAGUUCACAAUGCUGCUGACUCCUCUUCUGAUCCGAAUGGGAUCGAUUUAGCUUCAACGGGUAGCGACAUCGCUGCGGAACUUGCAUCUCUGUUAAAACCUCGCUAUCACUUUGCAGGUUCCGAGGGCGUCUUUUAUGCACGCGAGCCAUAUAUUAACCCCGAUUCUACUCACGUUACACGCUUUAUUGGUGUUGGAGCUGUCGGGAAUGACAAGAAGCAGAAAUUCGCUCAUGCCUUGGCUCCAACUCCUGCUUCUGAGAUGUCUCCGCUUGACUUGGCUGCAAGACCUACAAACACUACUCCGUCUCCUUACAUUAAGGGAGCUCACAACAAAUCGACAACUGGCACUACUCAGAAAAGAGAUGUAAGUCAGAUGGAUAAAGCCAAUGAAGAGAAUGUUCAGCAUUGGAGAUACGACACGUCUCAGGGGAAGAGGCAGAAGCGUAACGAUGGUGGUGAUAGAGUUUGUUUUGAAUUUGUAAAGCAAGGCUCAUGCUCAAGGGGAGAGACUUGCAAGUUCAAGCAUGACCUGGGCAAUGGAGUUCCCAUACCGAAGGGAGCCUGCUUCGAUUUUGUCACCAAAGGACGAUGUGAGAAGGGUGCUGAUUGUCGUUUCAAACAUUCUCUUGAAGACUGGGGACCUGCAGAAAAAGCGUUACCUCCAGGGUCUUGCUUUGACUUUUUCAGGAAGGGACAGUGCGAAAGAGGAUCUGAAUGCAGGUUUAGUCAUAGUCUGGAUGAUCCAAGGCCUCCUCGCGCACCCCCAAGUGCCUGCUGGUUUUGUCUUUCUUCGCCAAAUAUUGAGACACAUCUCGUAGUGUCUGUGGGAGACCAUUGCUAUUGCGCCAUUGCCAAAGGACCUCUUUGUCCUGGUCAUGUGUUGAUUCUCCCAAUCGAACAUCAACCUUCAAUAGUGUCCUUACCUUCUGAUGCUGAACUCGAGCUAGAUAAGUACAAGCAUUCAAUAAGGGAGUGCUUUAAAAAGCAAGGGAAAGCCACAAUAUUCUUUGAGCGGUACCUGCAAUUAAGAGCCGGAACUCAUGCACAUCUUCAGGCUGUUCCUAUUCCAUUGUCCAUGGCAUCUCUUGCUCUGAGCUCAUUUGUUUCGUCUGCAAAAGAAGUAGGCUUUAGUUUUGAAGUUAUUCAUCAGGAAGAUAAUGAUAAUGAGGCAAAGCAGAGAUUAAAAGAGCUAGUGGGAGGUGGCGUAAACUAUUUUAUUGUAGAACUUCAUGAAGGCACGUUGCUGGUUCACCCGCUUCCGCAAGGGGAGAAGCUGCCAAUGCAGUUUGGUCGAGAGGUGUUAGCAAAAAUACUUGGAACGCCGGAGAGAGGAGAUUGGAAACAAUGCAAAUUAGAUGUAUCUGAAGAGACUGCCUUGGCAGAUCAGUUCAAAGAACAGUUCCAAGAGUUCGACCCCAUGCCGUGAAUGUGGGUCGAUCACAUGACAGUAUUUCAUGCAAUUAUGUACAUGAUGAGAUCGAUUUGUUACUGCCCAAGUUUUAGAUUAGUGCCCCACGACCUGGAUCCUGCCCAUCUUGGGCAGCACCUGGCUCUGCAAGUACCUGCACUGUAUGCCGCACUUUUGUAAACGCCAUACAGUUCCUUGGUGGAAAUAUUCCUAAUACGGCCUCAAUGCAAGAAUUGUCAUGUUUCUCUUGCAGUUAUUUUGUGCAAUUUCCAACACUCUUUACAAUGAAUUUAUCCAUUUUAGGUUAAAUCUUGAGAGCUUAAA
Physcomitrium patens is the source of this 2355-nucleotide messenger RNA. NCBI's taxonomy places the organism in Eukaryota, Viridiplantae, Streptophyta, Bryopsida, Funariales, Funariaceae. The record is from RefSeq and is a predicted model, not a curated record.